Molecule: messenger RNA, 621 nt
Organism: Aspergillus saccharolyticus JOP 1030-1
Lineage: Eukaryota; Fungi; Ascomycota; Eurotiomycetes; Eurotiales; Aspergillaceae
Product: DUF4202 domain-containing protein
Exons: 2
Coding region: 1-621 (206 amino acids)
Source: RefSeq, a predicted model, not a curated record
AUGACCACCACCAGCAACGACCCCCUCUCCGCAGCCCUCGAAGCCAUCGACGCCCUACACGCCCUCGACCCAACCCAAACCCCAGACGGCACGCCCAACGAACUACACUAUGCCCGCAAAAUGACCGCCUGGCUUCACCGCCACACCCCCUCCCCAUCGCCCGUCCUCCAGCUCGCCAUCCGCGCCCAACACCUCCAGCGCUGGGAGGUGCCGCGCUCGACCUACCCGGAGGGCAAGGCGGGGUACUUCGCGUGGCGGACGGGCUUGGGCCGGCGACAGGCGGAAAUCGCGGAGCGGGUGUGCGUGGACAGCGGGAUCGCCCCGGAGGAGGCGCAGCGGGUGGGCGCGUUGAUCCGAAAGGAAGGGCUGCGGGCGGCGGACGAGGACGCGGAGGUGCGCGCUGUGGAGGACGUCGCGUGUCUUGUAUUUUUGGAGGAGCAGUUGGAGGGGUUUGAGGCGGGCGUGGAGGAGGAGAAGAUGGUGGGGAUUCUGAGGAAGACGUGGGGGAAGAUGUCGGGUAGGGGACGGGAGUUGGCGUUGAAUGAGUGGGGCUUAAAUUUAAGGGGGGGGAGGAUUCUUAAAGAUGAGGAAAAGAGGGGGCUGUUCUUUGGAAAUGUGUGA